AUGCGCCCCCUGCGCCCCGACGGCCCCGGCUGGGGGCUCCCCGGCUUUGCGCUACUGCUGCUGCUGCUGCUGCUGCCGCCCCCCCAGCUGCCGGCCUUCGCCUCGGAGAUUCCCAAAACGAAGCCAAAGGCGGCGAUACGGCAGCGGGAGGUGGUGGACGUGUACAACGGGAUGUGCUUGCAAGGACCUGCAGGCGUGCCUGGGCGAGAUGGGAGCCCGGGAGCCAAUGGGAUUCCUGGUACCCCUGGAAUUCCAGGUCGGGAUGGAUUCAAAGGAGAAAAGGGAGAAUGCCUGAGGGAGACCUUUGAGGAGUCCUGGACCCCCAACUAUAAGCAGUGUUCCUGGAGCUCUCUGAAUUAUGGCAUUGAUCUCGGGAAAAUCGCAGAAUGCACGUUCACCAAGAUGCGGUCCAACAGUGCCCUGCGGGUUCUCUUCAGCGGCGCCCUCCGCUUAAAAUGCAGAAGUGCCUGCUGCCAGCGCUGGUACUUCACGUUCAAUGGAGCUGAAUGUGCAGGACCCCUGCCCAUCGAAGCCAUCAUUUACCUGGACCAAGGAAGUCCUGAGCUGAACUCAACGAUUAAUAUACAUCGCACUUCUUCUGUGGAAGGACUGUGUGAAGGCAUCGGAGCUGGCUUAGUGGAUGUUGCCAUCUGGGUGGGCACCUGUUCAGAUUACCCAAAAGGAGAUGCUUCAACCGGCUGGAACUCCGUGUCUCGCAUCAUCAUUGAAGAGCUACCAAAAUAAAUCCUUUCAUUUUCACCCCUA
Messenger RNA from Suncus etruscus (white-toothed pygmy shrew), 765 nucleotides. It is a transcript of the gene CTHRC1, whose product is annotated as collagen triple helix repeat containing 1. The transcript is spliced from 4 exons. The record is from RefSeq and is a predicted model, not a curated record. Bases 1 to 744 code for a protein of 247 amino acids. NCBI's taxonomy places the organism in Eukaryota, Metazoa, Chordata, Mammalia, Eulipotyphla, Soricidae.